AUGACCCUAAUGAUCCCCAACAGCAGCAGCAAUUUCCUCCCCUACCAUCUGAUAGUGAGGAAGAAGUGUGACACUGCACCAGGACCAGCUGAAGACCACCACCAUGGCCGCUACCAGCCGCAACUUCACCAAGAGAAGCCAGGCUGGGAAGAGGAUUGUAAGGAGUUCUUGGGGAUGUCACCCCUGCCUUGUGCAAACAUCAAAUUUCCAGAAGCAGCAGAGAACGAAUCUGCCCCUGCAGACCUGGAGGGAAGCUACCCCACUGCUCCCAAGAGACCCUCAGAGGAGAGCUGGGCUGUCCUCCCUCCGGAGCCAGCCCCAGCAGAGGGGAGCCCCUCUGAGAGCAGUGAGAGCAUCUCCCUUGUGACUCAGACUGCAAACCCUGCCUCUGUGCCUGCUGCACAGCUACAGACUGGAGCACAACCAGCUGGGACCAGAGACCUCUCCCAGAGGCUGCUGGAGGCCACCUCAGAAGAGCAGAGGUCUCUGCCAAAGCCCUCAGAACCUGCUAAUCCUUCUGCACCUGCACAGCAGUCAGCAGCAUCCUCAGAGCCAGUGGCUGUUACAGAGCUCAAAGAGGUGGAGAGCAGAGCCCAGGGCAGGACAGAGACUCUGAAAGAGGAAGGACCAACAGAUCUUCGAAUCUUUGAGCUGAACUCGGAUAGUGGGAAGUCCACCCCCUCCAACAAUGGCAAGAAAGGUUCCAGCACUGACAUUAGUGAGGACUGGGAGAAGGACUUUGAUUUGGACAUGACUGAGGAGGAGGUGCAGCUGGCGCUCUUGAAGGUGGAAGUGUCUGAGGAGCUGGAAGAUGAAGAACGGGAAGAUUUGGAAUAG
Molecule: messenger RNA, 837 nt
Organism: Indicator indicator
Lineage: Eukaryota; Metazoa; Chordata; Aves; Piciformes; Indicatoridae
Product: BSD domain-containing protein 1-like
Exons: 3
Coding region: 1-837 (278 amino acids)
Source: RefSeq, a predicted model, not a curated record